This is a messenger RNA of Anopheles stephensi (Asian malaria mosquito), 5834 nucleotides long. RefSeq names its product serine/threonine-protein kinase ULK2 (gene Atg1). The coding region runs from base 1605 to 4127 and encodes 840 amino acids. Gene Ontology annotation, biological process: autophagy; peptidyl-serine phosphorylation; positive regulation of autophagy. Gene Ontology annotation, cellular component: autophagosome; cytoplasm. The transcript is spliced from 15 exons. The record is from RefSeq and is a predicted model, not a curated record. Gene Ontology annotation, molecular function: protein serine/threonine kinase activity; ATP binding. Lineage: Eukaryota; Metazoa; Arthropoda; Insecta; Diptera; Culicidae.
CGAACAAAAACCCAUUUGUGUUUCCUAUACACACACUCCUGGUCGCGUUCUCUGGGCAAUAGCAGCAGCUUGCAAGAGGGAGCGUUGCGGAAAAUCGAUUGUAUCGCUAAGAAAGCAAAAAAAAAAAAACAGAGCGGAAACAACGGACACCAGUUUCUGCAUUCGGAUUCGGGAAAAACGCACUCGACUGUCCCGUAAUCCGUCCCGAAAGAAACAAAAGGGCUGGUGGUGUGUGCAAUCAAAAACGGGCCUGUGAUAGCAGCAACAACAAAUGCAAAAGCGAAAAGUGUCAUCCAGGCAGCUGCUGCUGAAGUGAAAAUUUCCAUCCAUUCUACCCAACUUGCAAGGUAGGACGACCAACAGAGAAGGUAAAGAGGGCUUUGGAAAAGCAUCCCUUCUGGUGGUCCGUGUGUUGCGAUUGCUGUUCGUGUGUUUUCUCGUGCGGUACAGGUGUGGAAGCGAAUAAUUUGCGUACCAAAAACUACGCCAUUAGUAGUGUUAUUUCCUCUUUGCGUACAGCGCAAAACACGGAAGCGCAAGUUGGUAGCUGUAGGCAAGAAACCAACCAACAGCAAAAAAAGGUGGGUUUUAAAGCAGCAACCUGAGAAAAAUACCGAGCUGUGCGUGUAUGUGUGUGCGUGUGUGGGUUGAAAACGAUACCAAAUUGCAGCACCGCGUAACAACAAUAAAAACAACAAAGCAGUGCAAUUUACCAAGAAAAGUGCUAAAAUCUACAAAAUCUUGUACAAAACAAGUGUGAGAGAGAGAGAGAGAGCGAAAGAGUGCACGAGAGUGAGAAAACAGGAAAGCAAGAACAUUCACACACCGCUGUUUCUAUUGAUUUCAUGAGGUGAAUUUGGAGCAGAAAUGUCAAUCGGAAAAUUUCGCACCUAAAAGAAAGUGAAGCAAAAAGCCUUUAUUUGGGGUAGUAGCAUCUUUCUAAUGCCCACUUGUUUGUUCUGUGCAACGCCCUAUUUGAGGGAUGCUUCUUAAAUUGCAUACCGAAAAUGUUCAGUAGUGCGAUAGGAAAAAAGGUGGAAAACCAAGUGAAUUAGUGCUAAUUCCAACACACGCAUAACGCAGUGUUCCGUAUGAAUGGAGUGUGUUGUGUAUUGUGAAGUGAUUCAAUAAUAGUGAAAUAAUCACGGAAGUGAGGUUAUCCUUGAUCCUUUCUGUUAUCCUUGCCGGAUAACGUUUACCCCGGUUGUAGCUUUGUGAGUGUGCGUGUGUGUGUGUGUGUUUGGUAAAAGGAUUGAUUCAUCGUUGCGUUGCGUGAAAGCAGGCGAGCGUAUUCACACAUUCAUAACAACACCAACGCCAACAACAACAACAAACGCACGCGUUUUGCAGAUAAAAGUGCAGAUUUGAGGGCAGCGAUUGUGAAAUUCCGUUGUGAGUUUCACAGUGCUAGAAAGGAGAAAACCGGGGUAACCCAAACAGGGGGGGAGCCUUCCUUCUUUCGCCUCGUAUCCCCGGACAGCUUCUUCGCCGGGAAAACAUCCUGGAAGUGGUGGAGGGCUGGCGCAACGUAACGACGACGACGACGAGGACGCCGAAAAACUUGGUUGGUUUGUAGCGGCUUGGCCAAACCACCCAACAGCAGGAUGGAGAUUGUUGGGAGUUACGAGUACAACAGCAAAGAAAUCAUCGGCCAUGGCGCGUUUGCGGUGGUUUUCAAGGGCCGCCAUCGCGAGGCACACUACCCGGUGGCGAUCAAAAGCAUCACGAAGAAAAGCCUGGCCAAAUCGCAGAGUCUGCUCGGGAAGGAGAUAAAAAUCCUGCAGGAGCUCAGUGCCCUGAAGCACAAGAAUGUGGUUAAGCUGCUGGCCUGCACGGAGAAGGAUCAGAAUGUGUUUCUGGUCAUGGAGUACUGUAACGGAGGAGAUCUGGCCGAUUAUCUAGCAGUGAAAGGAACGCUCAGCGAAGACACCAUCCGAUUGUUCCUCGGACAACUGGCAAACGCGAUGAAGGCCCUGUACAAAGCGGACGUUGUGCAUCGGGAUUUAAAACCGCAAAACAUUCUUCUCUCCCAUGCCUGCGGAAAAGGUUUACCCUUACCGUCGAAGAUUACGCUCAAGAUAGCCGACUUUGGGUUCGCCCGGUUUCUACAGGAUGGAAAUAUGGCAGCAACCCUGUGCGGCUCGCCGAUGUACAUGGCUCCGGAAGUGAUCAUGUCACUGCAGUACGACGCCAAAGCCGAUCUCUGGUCGCUGGGCACCAUCGUGUUCCAGUGUCUCACUGGCAAAGCACCAUUCCAAGCCCACACGCCCCAGGAGCUGAAAAUGUUCUACGAACGGAACGCCAAUCUGGCCCCAAAGAUUCCAUCUGGUACUUCCAAGGAGCUAACGGACUUGCUGAUGGGGCUGCUGCGGCGCAAUGCCAAGGAGCGCAUGAACUUUGACACGUUUUUCAAUCAUCCGUUCCUGCAGCGUGCCGAAACACCGCAAGGAACGAAUGAUCCCACUCAACUACCAGGAGCAGCUCCAUUCGGAGCGACGGCCGGCAAAGUGAGCAGUCCGCAUCAGAAAACAGCACCAAUCACACUCCAACAGCAGCAGAAGCUUCAUCAUCACCAGCAGCAGCAGCAGCAGCAUCAACCAAGUCAGCAGCCAGCACAACAUCACGACCAUCAUGCUCAAAAGCAGCAGCAACAGCAGCAACAGCAGAAACAGCAACACCUGCAAGAGCUGGCAAAGAAGCAGACGGUCGAAAACAAUAAUGUGCCGAUUGCUGAAAUUGAUGACAGUGUGGCAACGAUCAGUGCAAACAAUACAUCCAACAGUAGUCCGGAAGAGUCGGAUGACUUUGUCCUUGUUCCGAACAAUAUUCCGGUCGAUCCCGGCCAUGGUGGUAGCUAUGACAAGAGUAAACCAACUCGAGUGCCUCAACCGAUGUCCCAGGCGCAGGCGAGUCCGCCUCGACCCAGCACGUUACCGAUCUCAGAACCGAAACCCGUCCCUACGGCUGCUAGAAAGGUGUCUCGUCCCCAGGCACAAACACCUCCAAAGAACAAUUCAAUACCUCGGUCGGAGCCUAUCAACAUGAAGCGAUCGGAAAAUCGAGGCAGCAACUGUGAUAUCCGAUCGAUCUCACCACCGGCAGUACAGUUCGCGAUCGGCACACCGCCAUCCUGCGGUCGGCGAAGAUCGACGUCCGGUGGUUCGCUGUCGGAGACGCCACCACCGCCAAGCUGCUGGACCGUCAGCCCGGGCUCGCAUCACUCUCCGCUGCGCCGCUCCGGCACGAGCUCACCCGUGAUGAACAAUGUGCUCUCGAAGCUGCCCGCCCUGGGCAGUCCCACCACGCUGAUGGGUGGCGCAGAGAACAACAACCACCAUCAUCAUCACCAUCACCACGGUCAUCCGCUCGGGUCGGGACGGGCUUUCACGCUGCCCGAGCUCGGUGCCGCCGGAGGAGGGCUGCAGAACUAUCUGGACGAUCAUACGAUCGAUGAUCAUCCGAUCAAUUUCCACGCACCGGAACUGCACGCGGAAACGCUGCUAGAUCGCGAUCAUAACGAAACGCUCGCUAAGCUGAACUUUGUCGUUGCGCUGACGGACUGCAUACUCGAUGUGGCCGACUCACGCUGUGCUCCGCUGUCCUCGAUGAUGCUAGCCGACGCACAACCGGUACCACCUCACCAGCCGGAACACUGCAAGCGGGCUGAGCGGUUGGUGCUGCUUGUGCGAGCACUCCAUCUGCUGUCCGCCGGAAUGAAUCUAGCGUCGGCGCAGAUACGGGCCGGCAAUCUGAAGCCUUCCAACAGUGUGAAAAACGUAUUGACCACCAUGCACGCUAAGUACCGGUCAACGUUGAUCGAAUCGAAAAAGCUGAACAGUGCCGGGCUGCUGCAGCGGGCUAACGCCAGCAAUAUUACUGCGGAUAAAAUUAUCUUCGAAUUCGCACUGCAGAUGUGUCAAAUGGCAGCGGUGGACGAACUGUUCAACAAACCGGCCGAAUGUUUCCCGCGGUACCAAUCGGCCCAAAUACUGCUCCACUGGUUAGCGCAGAAAUCGAAACAUCCGCAGGACAAAAUAUUGCUCUCGAACUAUAAAGAGGCUGUGGAAAAGCGGCUCUACAUCCUGAAAGGACAGGGCUACAUCUACACCACGGAUGAGCUCUCCUGAAUGCACACUUGUACACCGGAUACUGUACGUGCGUGUAUGUGACAAACGUGCACCGACGGCAAUGGAUUCCUUUUUUCACCCUCAAUUCUGCUUAUUUGAAAGAUGCGUUUCUUUAAAAAAAUAAAUAGAAAACCCCUAUUGAAAGUUUCCCAACUGUACCAUGAGGAAGGUAUUAAGAUUUGUUCGGGUGAAAAAAUGAUUCUUUCAUUCAGAUUAAUGUGAGGCAGUUGUAUUAAAAAGCCAAACACAAGGAAAACCCGUGUGGAAUUUGAUUUUUUUUUUGUAAAUAGUAGUAAAGCUCUGAGAUCGAGGAAUGGUUCAGCGACAAGAAUCCGGCAUCCCGAGUCCCCUUUACCGAGCCUUUACCGUUUGAUGCGCGAGGACAUAUUCGACCACACCACUGGUAGAGAGCAAUACAGUAAAGCUGGUGCUAGUCACGAGCAGCAGGAUUGUGUAGAUAACGAUAAGUACCGUGCCGUGUAGGUUCUGAGACACACAGUCCAGUCCAGGAAAUGUUUUCUUCCUACAAACUCCAAACCAAGCUUGUUAGUAUGCGAAGAAAAGUUCACAAAAGAGGAAAGCUAAUAUCAAUAAAACAAAGUGUAAAAGAAUAGAUAUCGGGAUGCAUGCAAUAUUGCCUGGAGGAAGAUCUGUCCGGAGACAGAAAAGUAGUAAACCAGCCGAGCAAAAUGCUUAUACGACGCUGUACAGCACCGUAGCUGCUGAUCGUAUUCGAUCGCGUUUCAUUGACAUACUGCAGCAGAAGUUUGUUUGUCCCAACGCGCCACGCUCACGUUACAUUGCGUUUAAGUGUAUCGGACACCCCGUCCGACGGGUUAAUAUAGAGAUGUGUAUUAUAGUAAAGACAUGUGAGACAGAUGAUCAUUCGAAUGGGAUGGCACUAAGAGAUCCAGAUCGAAGGGUAAAGCCUGUAAAGGAAGUGUUAAACGUUUGGCUAAUGCAUGUGCUUGUAUUCAAAGCUUUCCCUGCCUUUUUUCUGUUUUAAGCUUGGAACGGAAAACCCCCCCAAUCGUGGUACUGGUAUAGAUCGAAGAAUAAUAGUACAAAUGUGUGUGUGUGCAGCGAAAGGAAUCGGAGCAGUAAAUUCGCUUUUUGAUCAGCGAGUGUUGGAAUUGGCUGGUGGGGUUUGAAUCUCGUUUACAGUACGAGAGAAGAGGGAUGAUGACGAUAAUGAAGUCUAACAAACGCUUUGUAUACAACUACAAAAAGGAAGCAAAGGCACACAGGAGUUAAUAAAAAACCUGUACCACGUGUAUAACAUUUCGUACGAUGACAUACUAACUUCCUUUUUAUGCGUAUGUUAUCCAUCGGCUGGAAUGGAAAUUAAAGCAAACUAAAAGGAACUAACGGAAAAUGUGUCACCAUGUACUGUUAAAUCCGUAAAUGCAGCAACUCCAUAAAUGGAGCGAUCAACACAAAAAAACACUUAGGUUAACGAUCAUUUUGAUCGGGCAUUCGGGGGUUGAACAACCGUGCUGUAUAUGAACAAAAUACUAAACAACGUAACUAUAUCCAACAGACGCAGCUGCCGACGGCAGUGCCACUAGUCUAAUAAUGUGAGCGUGUUUGCCACGUUCGUCUCGUUACGAAGCCCCAGCCCCUCACCCGGGGAGAUAUGUGUUACGAGAAAUGUAUGAAAAGCAAAUAACGUGAAAAAGGAAUAAAUAAUAAAAUUCUAUAACCAAA